GCCAUCGGAGGAGCUAUCAAUACAGGCCUCAUGGUUGGAGCCGGAAAUGCACUUUCACCCGUUGCUAUCAUCAUUUCCUAUACCGUUGUUGGCGUGUUGGUCUAUGCAGUGCUGUGUGCUCUUGGGGAGGUGGCUGCCGCUGGGCCCGUGCCAUCCACCGUCUUCGACCAUGCCGAACGAUUCUGCGACCCUGCUCUUGGGUUUACAUUGGGCUGGAUAUAUUGGUUGAAGUAUCUGGUGGUAAUGCCCAACCAGCUGACAGCUGCCGCAUUAAUCAUCUCAUAUUGGCUGGACGCCGAGUCCGUUAAUCCGGGGGUCUGGAUCACAGCGUUCCUGGCUCUCAUCAUUACUGCCAACUAUCUUGCUACACCUUUUUUUGGAAAAUUCGAAUUCUUUCUGUCUGCAUUCAAGGUUCUGGUGGUGCUUGGGCUGAUCAUAUUGUCUACCGUCCUUGUAUUCGGGGGUGGCCCGGAUCACAAUAUGAAAAUGUUUAGAUACUGGAAGAAUCCAGGGCCCUUUCCAUACAACGACACUGGAGUACUAGGGAAGAUCCGUGCCAUUUCUAGGACCAUGCCGUCCGCCACGUUCGCCUAUAUCGGUAGUGAACUCAUUGGGAUGAGCAUACUACACACCCCAGAUCCUCGCAGGACUGCAUCUCAAGCGAUCAGGCUAACCUUUUACCGAAUAUUUGUGUUCAACAUCCUCUGCGUCACGCUGGUCGGCAUGCUCAUACCUUAUGAUUCGGAGCUUUUAGCCUUUGCCCACGACGCCGUCAAACCAACCAUGGCUUCGGUCUUUGUCGUGGUAAUUCAACUGGCUAAAUUAAACGCACUCCCGAGCAUCUUGAAUGCGUGUAUUCUGAUAUUCGUAUUGUCAUCUGCCAACUACGGUCUUCACAUGUCAACUAAAACAAUCUAUGGGUUGUCGCGGGAUAAAAAUGCCCCUGCCUUUCUGUCUCGGACUGACCAGAGAGGAACUCCCGUCUACGCUCUCGGCGUAUGUUCCACCCUAGCAUCGUUGGCUUAUCUGAAUGUUUCCAGCAAUUCAAAAGCACUUUUUGGAUAUUUUGUCAACUUGGUCACCAUGUUCGGCCUUCUCACAUGGAUUUCAAUCCUCAUCACCCACAUCUCGUUUGUGCGAGCACUCAAAGCCCAGGGAGUACCUGACGAGGCUCUUACCUUUAGAGCACCAUUAGGGUCAUUUGGGUCAGGGGCAGCUCUAGUCUGUUGCUUUCUUGUUUCACUGAUGAGAGGCUUCGAAAUCAUCGACCAGGCUGCGAGUGGCAAAGGAUUCGACUAUACAAAUUUCAUCACCUCCUACCUAGGAAUUCCGUUAUACCUUUGCUUGGUUAUUGGAUACAAGCUUGUCACCAGAUGCAAGAGAAUCAAACCCAUCGAAGCUGAUUUGUGGAGCGAUCGAUCUGUCAUAGCCAUGGGAGUAGCAGAAGAAAAGGCCAGCAAACAGAAAGGCUUGAUAGAUAGAAUCAUCGGAGCAUGGCUGCUCUGA
This is a messenger RNA of Aspergillus wentii DTO 134E9, 1506 nucleotides long. RefSeq names its product putative amino acid permease. The transcript has 3 exons. The coding region runs from base 31 to 1506 and encodes 491 amino acids. Gene Ontology annotation, cellular component: membrane. Gene Ontology annotation, molecular function: amino acid transmembrane transporter activity. The record is from RefSeq and is a predicted model, not a curated record. Lineage: Eukaryota; Fungi; Ascomycota; Eurotiomycetes; Eurotiales; Aspergillaceae. Gene Ontology annotation, biological process: amino acid transmembrane transport.